Spizellomyces punctatus DAOM BR117 is the source of this 1331-nucleotide messenger RNA. RefSeq names its product atypical/RIO/RIO2 protein kinase. NCBI's taxonomy places the organism in Eukaryota, Fungi, Chytridiomycota, Chytridiomycetes, Spizellomycetales, Spizellomycetaceae. The record is from RefSeq and is a predicted model, not a curated record. The transcript is spliced from 2 exons. Gene Ontology annotation, biological process: maturation of SSU-rRNA; protein phosphorylation. Gene Ontology annotation, cellular component: cytosol; preribosome, small subunit precursor; nucleus. The coding region runs from base 34 to 1329 and encodes 431 amino acids. Gene Ontology annotation, molecular function: protein serine/threonine kinase activity; ATP binding.
UUUGCACUCUAGGACCUUUUCCGAAACGCAACCAUGAAGCUCGAUGCAAAGCUUCUCAGGUAUAUGUCAAAUGAUGAGUUUCGAGUUCUCACAGCUGUUGAGAUGGGGUCUCGCAACCACGAAGUGGUACCCACUCGGUUGAUCGCUCACAUUGCAAAGCUAAAGUCGGGUGGAGCAACCAAGAUACUUGGGGAGCUUGCGAGAAACAACCUUGUUGCAAGAGUGCAGAACGCAAAGUAUGAUGGGUAUCGCCUAACGUAUGGUGGUUACGACUAUCUCGCUUUGCGUACAAUGUCCAAACGUGGGGCCAUUCACUCGGUCGGAAACCAAAUUGGAGUUGGCAAAGAGUCCGAUAUCUACAUUGUAGCCGACGAAGAAGGAAACCAGCGAGUUUUAAAACUGCACAGAUUGGGGAGGACAUCCUUUCGAAAUAUCAAGGAGAAGCGGGAUUAUCUUCGGAACCGCAACGCUGGCUCUUGGCUGUACCUGUCUCGACUGGCGGCAAUGAAGGAGUAUGCUUUCAUGAAAGUACUACACGAAAACGGAUAUCCGGUACCGGAACCAGUGGAUCAGAAUCGUCAUUGCAUUGUCAUGGGCCUGGUGGAUGCAUAUCCACUAUGUCAAGUGCACGAUGUAGAAGAUCCGGGAAAGCUGUACUCGGCAUUGAUGAACCUCAUUGUGCGUCUGGCUUGCGCUGGGCUCAUACAUGGAGACUUUAACGAAUUCAACCUUUUGAUUAACGACCGCGAUGAACCUAUUUUGAUUGACUUUCCGCAAAUGGUUUCCACUUCUCAUCGAAAUGCGGAAAUGUAUUUCAACCGAGAUGUCGACUGUAUUCGGGCUUUUUUCCGAAAACGGUUCCAUUACGAGAGUAAGCUCUACCCAAAGUUCACCCGAGAUACCGAGCGGGAGUUUUCUUUGGAUGUUGAGGUGGCAGCUAGUGGCUUCACGAAGAAGCAACAAGAAGAGCUUGAGAAGCUACAAGAAGAAUUGGGGGAUCAAUCUGAUGAUAGCGGGUCGGAAGAGACGGAUGACGAGGAAGCAAGCACUGACGAAGAUGGAGAUGUGGAAACGGAAAGGGAUGCGGCUACUGUCGAGGACGAGCUAUUGCAGGAGGUUCCCUCAAGCGACAACCUUGAUAUAUCCGAAGCUGAUAGUCAGCACUUGAUGGAGAGCCUGAACGAGAGGGUGCAUACUUUGGCAAUUGAUGAUUCGCAGUCGCGUGUUCCAUCUAUGUUGCAGGAGCGGGAUCAACUGGAACAAGCGCCAUCAGGAUCCGAAUCGGAGGAAGAGGAGGAGGUGGACGAGGACAGGAUAUUGAGGAAUUGACA